UGCGCCGAGCCGCGGCGGGCGGGAGCGGGCGGGGGCGCGAGGCGAGCGCAGCUGCAGCCUGGGCGGCCGGGCGCGCGGAGCGGGCGGAGCGAGCGGAGCGAGCGCCCGGGACCGAGCGCGGGCGGAGCGGGGCCGGAGCAGGCGCGCAGCGGCGGCCGCCCCGGGGGAUGCGGCUGCUUGCCCGGGCCGGCGUGUAGGGAGGGCGGGUCCCCGGCCUCGGCGCGCGGCGGUGGAGGGGACCUAGACCGCGGCCAUGGCGACCCCGGGCAACCUGGCGUCCGUGCUGGCGAGCAAGACCAAGACCAAAAAGAAGCACUUCGUGGCUCAGAAAGUGAAGCUGUUCCGGGCCAGCGACCCGCUGCUCAGCGUGCUCAUGUGGGGGGUCAACCACUCGAUCAAUGAACUGAGCCAUGUUCAAAUCCCUGUCAUGUUGAUGCCUGAUGACUUCAAAGCCUACUCAAAGAUAAAGGUGGAUAACCACCUCUUUAACAAGGAGAACAUGCCGAGCCAUUUCAAAUUCAAGGAGUACUGCCCGAUGGUCUUCCGGAAUCUUCGGGAGAGGUUUGGGAUCGACGACCAAGACUUCCAGAAUUCCCUGACCAGAAGUGCACCCCUUCCCAACGACUCCCAGGCGCGCAGCGGGGCUCGCUUUCACACAUCCUAUGACAGAAGAUAUGUCAUCAAGACCAUUACCAGCGAGGACGUGGCAGAGAUGCACAACAUCCUCAAGAAGUACCACCAGUACAUAGUGGAAUGUCAUGGGGUCACUCUUCUUCCUCAGUUCCUGGGAAUGUACCGGCUUAAUGUCGACGGAGUGGAAAUUUACGUGAUUGUCACAAGGAAUGUGUUCAGCCACCGUUUAUCUGUAUAUAGGAAAUACGACUUAAAGGGCUCUACAGUGGCUAGAGAAGCUAGCGACAAAGAAAAGGCCAAAGAGCUGCCAACCUUAAAGGAUAAUGACUUCAUCAAUGAGGGCCAAAAGAUUUAUAUUGAUGACAACAACAAAAAGAUAUUCCUGGAAAAACUGAAAAAAGAUGUCGAGUUCCUUGCACAGUUAAAACUCAUGGACUACAGCCUUCUGGUGGGCAUCCACGACGUGGAGCGAGCAGAGCAAGAGGAGGUGGAGUGUGAGGAGAACGACGGGGAAGAGGAGGGGGAAAGCGACAGCACCCACCCGGUCGGGACCCCACCAGACAGUCCUGGAAACACCCUCAACAGCUCACCUCCCUUGGCUCCCGGCGAGUUUGAUCCAAACAUUGAUGUUUAUGCAAUUAAAUGCCAUGAGAACUCCCCUCGAAAAGAGGUGUACUUCAUGGCGAUCAUCGACAUCCUCACUCCUUACGACGCAAAGAAGAGAGCUGCCCACGCCGCAAAGACCGUGAAGCACGGCGGCUACAUAAGGCUGUUUGUGUGCGAGCAUAUUUGACUAUAUUCCCCUGCGCAUGCCACUGCCCCCUCCCCAGGGCUGGAGCUGAGAUCUCGACUGUGAAUCCAGAACAGUAUUCAAAGCGCUUUUUGGACUUUAUUGGGCACAUCUUGACGUAACCUCCUGCGUAGCCCAGAUGGACAUGAGCACCGGAAGGCAGCUGGUGGCUUUGCUGCAGGAAAAAGGAAAACCAAAUUCGAUGAAGCACGACCUUGCAGGAAGCAAACCUCCUUGUUUACAUCUUCAGGCCCAGAUGACUGAAGUGGGGGGCUACUCGCUUUAACAGCUACCUGGUAUUUCCCAGCAUCCUUCUAGCUAUUUCUGACUUUGUAUGUGUGCGCGUGCAUGUGCGCACGCACACAUGCUCCCCAGCACAUUUUUAAUUAAUUAAUUAAUUAAAACCAAUCCGCUUGAAUCAGAGCUUGUAACAACUGAACCCCUCUGAUUCCAGCUGUGACUGGGUAGAUGAAGGGAUGAGCCUAUGGGGGAGGGGACGCGGAAAUGCAUGGCAGCACAGCACCAUGGCAACAGCACAAGAUAAACUGUAGGUCAGUUUGCUUUCUGAGCUGGAGGAUGUGAGCUUGUUCAUCAUGGUGGUGGUGGUGGUGGUGAUUACAAGGAAGAAAAGAUCACUUCAAAUGUUACACUCCUGGCCCUCAGAAAUACCACCCCUGAAUGUGGUUCACUAGGCCCACAGCCCCAGGCAAAAGAAUGCUAGCAUUCCCCGGGAAUUGGUUCAGGGUUCUUCCUAACUGUGUCCCCACCCCCAGUGGUCCCAGGCUGAGCUUUCAUCUUCCAAGAGUCUGAUGCCAAGAGACUGCCUACACUCUCACCUCCAGGAAACCCGCCUGCUGCUCUCUUCUCACCUGGAGACUCAUUGUCACACCCUCAUGCUGAGCUGCAGAAAUUCACUCUGCAAACAGAUGUAGAACCUCCCUGAAUAGUUGGGGCAAUGGCAGAGACACCUCCACCGCAGGAAGAGGAGGUGAAACCCUCCUGUGACUGAAGGCAGUCCUAACAUCCGAGGUUUAUGUUCGACCAUUUGAGGAGUGGAAUUUUGUUAUGAAUUAUCCCUUUAACUGAAACCCUCAGUUUUACUGUUUACAUGGUUAGAAAAACAGGGAUAUUUUUGAAUCUAAAAAUUUAAUAUACAGCAUGUGAUUUUUGAAGUUUACAUGUAAAGCCAUUUUGCAGUGUAGGGAACGUAAUGUUUGUUGUGUUUUGAGGUAUGUCUUGCAGUUGUGUUUUGAGUGAGUGUUUUGUUCAGAGUACUUAGUAGACAGUCUUUCACAUAAAGCAAAAGGAUUUUGUUCCUUAAGAUGUGUAUUUAUCAACCUAAUGGGUUUUUUAUAAAAAGAUUAAACCCAAAAUCUGGUUAUGUAAGUUCAUUGCCCUAAACUGUGAUGAUCGUGUUUAAGUAAGUUAAAAAACCUUCCUGCAUCAAUCAUGUAUCCACCAACUUCCCUGUGUCCCUAAAAGGCCUCAAGUUACAGAAUACUAGAUUCGCUUAGAACACGUUACCAACUUACAUGCUGUGCUACAGCUGUGCCUUUAAAUGUCCCUGUCUGAUGUGUGAGGUAGUUUCUGUGGGCAGUUUUAGAAAGAAAAAAGAAAUCCACCCUUCAGUUAUUACAAGUCACCAAGUCCCCAGCCAGGCUGCCUUCCCAGUCACUUUACUUCUGGUCUGUCCAGAUACAGCUCUGCCCCAACAUGUGUGGGCUGCCUUCACAGCAUCUGGACAUCGGUGUCGGCACCAUCUGACUCUUGUGUACCGACCUGCCAGAUUCAUUAGCUGACAAGUUAACGCCACUGUAACAUAGUUACAAAUCUAUGUUUGAUGAAUUUGACAUAAUGGAGGCUGUAUGAUCAGUUUCCGGGCACUGUCAACUGUGGUGUCCGAUCUGUUUGAGUGUUUUGGAGCUCUGCUGUAACCUUUGAUCCCCAAACUUAAAAACCCACAGCCCUAAAGAUGAAGGUACACGUUGUGAUCUGAGCAAGCAUUCCCUCUGUGGCCAACCUGUAUGCUUUUAGACGUUUACACACAUGCUUUGGUUUUGUCUGUAACCAUCUCCAUCAUCCAAAUCAGCUGUUGGAACAAGAGCAAGGACAGGAGCUAACAGUGCGCUCAAGUUGUGAGCCGAGCUUUGUGAAUAAAGCACUUUGAUGACUCUCA
Messenger RNA from Meriones unguiculatus (Mongolian gerbil), 3599 nucleotides. RefSeq names its product phosphatidylinositol-5-phosphate 4-kinase type 2 alpha (gene Pip4k2a). The transcript is spliced from 11 exons. Gene Ontology annotation, biological process: phosphatidylinositol metabolic process. Gene Ontology annotation, molecular function: phosphatidylinositol kinase activity. Lineage: Eukaryota; Metazoa; Chordata; Mammalia; Rodentia; Muridae. The coding region runs from base 254 to 1426 and encodes 390 amino acids. The record is from RefSeq and is a predicted model, not a curated record.